Molecule: messenger RNA, 621 nt
Organism: Rangifer tarandus platyrhynchus (Svalbard reindeer)
Lineage: Eukaryota; Metazoa; Chordata; Mammalia; Artiodactyla; Cervidae
Source: the annotation of a GenBank genome assembly
AUGCCUUCGCAGCCCGCUCAUGUUGGCGGGGUCGGUGUGGGGUGGGGGGGCGCUCGGAAACCUCGCGAGGGGUCGCAGGGCUCCAGGGCGCCCGGAUCCAAGACUUCUCCAGGUCAUGCGCGUGUGAAGGCCCGAGGAGCGUCAGGUACAAGUAGGCCUCGGGACCGAAAGGCACAGUGGGACGCAGAGCGGGCUUCCGAGAGGGUUUUGGUCGGGAGCUCGGCCCCGCCGCCUCCCCUUGCUUUUUCUUCCCCCACCCCCCGCCCCGAACUCCGCGCGGCGGCUUCCCGCCGGGAACAAAGGCAGGCUCCCCAGGCUGGUCUGCGUCUGAAUAUCGCAGGCACGCAGGAGUUGAGGAAGCCUCCACUCUCCCCCGUGACCGAGAGAAAGCGCAGAGCCACGAAGGCUGGCUUUAGCACCGCCCCGCUUCCUGCGCGCAGCGGCCGGGGCCGGGCUCUUUCAGCCCGGCUCCUGCGCCGGGGGGUGCGGCCGUGCCUCUCCCACCAGCCCGCACCGCUGCCGCUGAACCCGGGCCCGGGAAGGAAGCUCGCGGCCAGAACUCCCUUCUGGGCGGUAGCCGCCCAGCUCGGUCAUUUAGGGAUCCGACGUCGCAGGGGGUGA